AUGUCCACCCAACUCGCCUCCGUAGUCAUCAUCGGAGCUUCCCACGCAGGCCUAGGAGUCACUCACAAACUCCUCCGACAGACCACUAAAGCCUCAAUCACCCUAAUCAACCCCUCAGACGAAUACUACUUCAACAUCGCGGCACCCCGUUUCCUCGUCAAGCCCGAGAGCUUACCAUCAAGCAAAUACCUAUUCAACAUCCGUGACUCCUUCACCGAAUACCCCAAUGACACCAUCACAUUCAUCAAAGGUCUUGCAACCAAAAUCGAUUACGCAAAAAAAUCCUCGCAUCCGGAAGCACCACCCCCGCGACCCUCGGGACAGGGGAGACUAAAACUCCCCUUCAAGACAACAGCCUUCGAAAACACCCGGGACGCGAUCUCAGCAGCGCAGAAGACCCUCCAGUCCGCCACGAGAAUCGUAAUUGGCGGUGGCGGUCCCCUGGGCGUCGAACUCACCGGCGAACUAGCCGAAGCACCCGGCCCAGCGAAGACCAUCACGCUGAUCUCAAAGACCGAAUCCCUCCUACCAGACGCACCGACAACCGUGCAACGAACCGCCGAGUCCCUCCUCCAGCGAAAGUCCAUCGAGGUCCUAAAACCCGUCACCGUCAGACACGCAACACAAGACCCCAACACGCAAACCUGGACAAUCACUCUCUCGACCGACCAAACCAUCACAGCAGACGCAUACAUCUCCACGACCGGGACCAUCCCCAACAAUGCCUACAUCCCAACAACCUUCCUCACCCCCGACGGCUGGGUAAAGGUAGACGAGCACCUCAACGUAGUGGACACCGAAACCAGCCUACCUGACAUCUACGCCGUCGGCGACAUCACCUACCAUCCAGAUCGACUCCUCUCGCGCGUCUCAAAGCAGGCAAUCACCGUGGCUGUCAAUAUUGUCUCCAGGAUUGAGAAUGAGUAUCGGCCUGUGAGAUACUCCGCGGACGCGCAGAUGAAGAUGUUGGUUGUGUCGGUGGGACGGGGCACGGGGACGGGGCAUUUGGCUGGGUGGACGCUUUGGGGGUGUUUGGUGUGGGUUUUUAAGGGGAGGGAUUAUUUGACGUAUGAGGCGGGGAAGUUUUGGAGGGGGAGGGCGAAGUAG
Aspergillus ibericus CBS 121593 is the source of this 1107-nucleotide messenger RNA. RefSeq names its product NAD(P)/FAD-dependent oxidoreductase. The transcript has 2 exons. Gene Ontology annotation, cellular component: cytoplasm. Gene Ontology annotation, molecular function: electron-transferring-flavoprotein dehydrogenase activity; flavin adenine dinucleotide binding. The record is from RefSeq and is a predicted model, not a curated record. Bases 1 to 1107 code for a protein of 368 amino acids. Lineage: Eukaryota; Fungi; Ascomycota; Eurotiomycetes; Eurotiales; Aspergillaceae.